AUGGAGAGUGUGUUUCUGAUUUAUUUUUACUGAUUUCUCAUUAAUCGGACUUGGAUUUUUUUUAAUUAUUUAUAAACAGUUAAAUUCAAAAUGUCUGAAAAGAAAUCUUCAACUGAGAAUUUAAAUAAUGGCGAUAGUGUUCAUUCGCUCGUGACAAUUUUUAAUGGCGUGAGAAUUAGUUUAUUCCUGGAGACUGGGUUAAUGAAGAAACUGGCCGACGUUCCGGUGAAGUUAGAGAUCCGGCCGUCGAUUAAUUGCAGGGCAUUACUUGAAGUUUACAAAGGACAUUACAACAUCAAUUCGAUAGAAGUGAAUAAGGAUGCAGAGCUGGCCUGCAUUGGAAAAUUAGGAUUAGUGCUGUCACUUUCCUCUAAUAAUGAUUCAUUCUUUUUCAAAUUUCAAAAUGAUGGAGAAAAUGCAUUGUUUGAGAAAUCUCUCAGAAAUAUCAUAUCAAAAAAGUUGGAUUCAGUGUUCAACCAGAGAACAGACCCGACAUCUUGCGAACAAUAUUUCCAGUUCUAUGGUUACCUGUCUCAACAGCAGAACAUGCUGCAAGACUUCAUUAGGACUUCAACUUAUCAAAGGGCCAUAGUCGAGAAUUCCAUAGAUUUCCAGGAUAAGGUGGUGCUAGAUGUAGGGGCCGGCUCAGGAAUUCUGUCAUUCUUUGCCAUACAGGCAGGUGCCAAAAAGGUUUAUGCCGUGGAGGCGUCCAACAUGGCUGAACACUGCCAAUGCCUAGUUGACAACAAUCUAAUGGCCGAUCAAAUAAUCGUUCUGGCCGGGAAAAUCGAAGAGAUAGAGUUGGAAGAAAAGGUUGACGUGAUAAUAUCAGAGCCAAUGGGUUACAUGCUGUUUAAUGAACGAAUGCUUGAGACCUUCCUCCAUGCGAAAAAGUGGCUAAAGCCAGGGGGUAAAAUGUUUCCAUCGCAAGGGGAUCUCCAUAUUACCCCUUUCUGUGACGAGGGCCUCUAUAUGGAACAAUUUUCUAAGGCUAAUUUCUGGCAGCAGUUCUCCUUCCAUGGUGUUGACCUGUCCAGUUUGAGAGAGGGUGCCCUCAGUGAAUAUUUCAAGCAGCCUGUUGUGGACACAUUCGACUACCGAAUAUGUCUGGCCCCCUCCCACAAACAUACCGUCGACUUUCUAGCCAGUGAGGAAUCUGACCUGCAUGACGUUGACAUCCCAGUUAGGUUCAAAGUUCAACAGUCUGGCAUGGUCCAUGGGCUUGCUUUCUGGUUUGAUGUUGCUUUCAAUGGAUCUCAGUCAGUAAUAUGGCUAUCUACUGGGCCGACUCAACCCCUGACCCAUUGGUACCAGGUUCGAUGCCUCCUCCUCCAGCCCAUCUUCGCCAGGCAGGAUCAGAUACUGGCCGGCAGGGUACAUCUAAAGUCUAACAUGAGGCAAAGUUACGAUGUGGACAUAGAGCUGUACAUUGAAGGGCAGCAACAUAAAAUCUCUCGAAACACCCUAGACCUCAAAAACCCGUGCUUUCGAUACACGGGCCAGCCAAUCACGGCCCCGCCUGGCUUCAACAAACUCAGCCCGACUGAUGCCUACUACGACCAAAUUGAUGCUACAACUGGUUAG
Molecule: messenger RNA, 1584 nt
Organism: Helobdella robusta
Lineage: Eukaryota; Metazoa; Annelida; Clitellata; Rhynchobdellida; Glossiphoniidae
Exons: 10
Coding region: 91-1584 (497 amino acids)
Biological process (GO): peptidyl-arginine methylation
Molecular function (GO): protein-arginine N-methyltransferase activity
Source: RefSeq, a predicted model, not a curated record